AUGAAGUUUUCACUCCUUCUGAGUCUUCUCCCUCUAGCCUCUGCAGCAACUACAUUGAUCCCCUCAGCGUGCUUCAACUCAUACUCUUCUCUGGAAAAAUACUUUGCUUACCUUUACCCCUGGGGCUCAGAUCAUAAUGGCUCCGCUCGUAUGGUCGGCAGCUCGACUGACCACGUGUAUAUUUCCGUCAACUCAGGCACACUGACUCUGGUUGCCAAACCAGUUAGCGGCCAGCCGCCUACCAAAGACGGUAGAAAGAUAAACUAUAUAUCUGGUGCGGUGCACUCAGCAAGGACAUUCACCGUAAAAGCCGGAUCAGGCUUCGACAUCCAAGCGGAGUUCCAGGCACCAACUGCUAGAGGCACCUGGCCUGCGUUCUGGCUCAAUGGAGCGAAUACGUGGCCACCUGAGAUCGAUCUUGCCGAGUGGAAGGGAACCGGGGAUAUCAGUUUCAAUACCUUCAAUACCUCGUCUGAAGUCAAAGCUUUGGAUGUCAAGUACCCCUCUCCCUCCAACUUUCACACGAUCAAGUCGGAGAUUCGUGAUGUCGAUGGCAAGAACAUCUCCGUCAAGUUCUACCUUGACGGCAAGCUGAUCACGACCCAGUAUGGGAGGGAUUAUAUUGGCAAGCCAUUGCAUUUAAUCAUCAAUCUACAAAUGGAGGGAUCGUCGGGCUCUCCUGGUCCAACAACCGAUACCUACUACCGCAUUCGCAAUCUAUCUUUCGUGCAGAUUUAG
Molecule: messenger RNA, 738 nt
Organism: Aspergillus udagawae
Lineage: Eukaryota; Fungi; Ascomycota; Eurotiomycetes; Eurotiales; Aspergillaceae
Product: glycoside hydrolase family 16 protein
Exons: 5
Coding region: 1-738 (245 amino acids)
Biological process (GO): glucan catabolic process
Molecular function (GO): hydrolase activity, hydrolyzing O-glycosyl compounds
Source: RefSeq, a predicted model, not a curated record